UUCCGGUGUUCCCCUUUGCCUCGGUGUUAUUUGAUAUCCUCUGUUUACGAUUGACGUUCUUUAACCCAGAAGGUUUCGUGUGAUUCAUAUUAGUUCGCACGCGAAGUUUUCGCGGACUGUUUGUAUGAUUUCGUUCCCAAGGGAAGAAUAGGUGUUGAGCGCGAGACUUUAUGGACGGACAUGCCUUAUCGAAAGCGAUUUUGACGAUAUUACAAUAGCUGACGUUCUCGUGAUAAAGGUCGUGGGGAUAUUGAUUUUUCAGUACUUUCUAAAGUAACAUUUUAAAGUUACUUUCAUAAGUUGGAUUGCUCCCAUUCAAUACUGUGAAGGAAGGAUGAUGGAACCAAACGAGUACACUAGUCUGAUGAGGUCGGAGGAUGGCUUUAUCGAUAUAGACCCCGAUGUUAUGUCCACAUCGCCAAAAGCUUGCGUGGAAUUUCUUAACCUCGAGGAUCGAGUUUUUAAAAAGGUACAAUGCCGAAAGGGAGGCCACGCCCGCCAGAUCAUCGAAGAGGGACAACCAGUCGAGAUGAAGGCCAUAUACAGCGCAGGCUCUUCUUUGAUGGCCAUUAAUGGGUGGAUACGUCGUAUGUAUCCCGAGAGCAAUUGCAUUACUAGGGGAAGCUGUGAUCUGAACAUUGAUUCUGCUAUCUUCAAAGAGAAAGAUACAGUUUUGAAUAUGCUUGAAAAUCGUUUGAGCAAGGAAGGCGAAGACGAGGCCGGGAUCGAGGUCAUCGACGGUCAUGAAUUUCAAACCAACAAGUUCUUUGUCGACUUCAACCGUGUGUACGAAGAAGAUCCCAAGAAUUCAAUGUUUAAUCUAUUUAAGACAGAGGGCGACAAGAAAAAUCGCUUUAUCUUACGUAUUCAAUUGGUUUUUCGCGGAGAAUAUCCAUCGGAUAUUUUUGACAGUCCCGUAUUUCGUUGUCGCACGAAAAAGAAAACAGAUAAUGAUCCGAUCGAAUCGCCAUCCAAGCCGCCUCCUAGUCCGGCUUCUCCACCGUUGACAACCUUGGUGACGGAUAGUUUGAUUGCAAGGACUGCCAUAAUCGAUGAUCUAGUACUUGGCAAUUUAUCUACUUGUGGAACAAUGUCUACCUCAAACGCUGACAUAGCGUACCACCUUAUAAAAGAUGAAGAAGUCGGGAUGGAGCUCGAAGAAGGAGACGUCGUCGGUUUCUUCACUGACAAAGACGAUGGUGGUACGUAUAUCAAGUUGUUGCGGAGCAGUGAUGCAGAAACCGCUGUCCAUGCCGGAGUCGUGAGUCGCUCGGCUUAUAUAAAUGCAAAUAAAGCCAUCCAAUCAGAGGACGAAUCCGAUACAGUUUGUGUCAUAGGAAUAGUAAAUGUGAAAGUCAUAGGAAGCGUGGAAAACGGCGAACGGAUUUAUUCGUCUAUUAACCGACCGGGCAAAGCGAUUCCUCAGUCACAUUUGCCGGUCGGUAGCUUUCUUCGAAAGAAGCACGUGCUCCUUGGCACAGCGAUGGAGCGAAAAGAUCCGAAGUCUCUGGACGAGGAACAUUUGGUAAAAUGCUUCGUGUGUAUAGUCCUAGAUGUUGGUCGAAUGGACGUGCUGGAGGAGGUAGAAGUUCUUUACGAAACUUCCGAGAAGCAGACUCAUUAUAAAAUCAAAAUGGCGUCCAAAAGGGCAUGGGGACGAUUAAGAUGUUGCUUCGCUGUAACCUUCGUGUUUUUUAUCCUCCUGUGCACUCUCCUGUAUCAGUUUUUUGUGCCGGGAACUUGGUUCCGGUAUUGGUUGUGCAGUAGGGGAUCUUUGAAUGGGGAACUUUGGGUGUCUGUCGUGCCCUACAGAACCGUGACACAGAUCAUUGAUGUACACGGAAUCCGUUUUUCAUACGAAGGUUUAAAGAAGAAGGUCCCCGAUCGUUUCACGGAAAAUGUGCACACUGGCAACAAAACCGUUUAUUAUUUUUUGAAUUUGGACCGCUGUGCUUACUUCGGUGACUACGGGCCCGUGAGAGACUAUAUUUCAGGACAGUAUAAAGAAAUCGGCGGUGGAAAAAUUUUGAGCCUCAAUCACAACUGCACAAAGGUUUACUGGUAUGGUCUGCUCAACGAUACUAAAUACAGAAUAGAUUGGCAUCCGUACGUGUCCGCUCAUAAUUUAGAAUGUUCGCCUAAUCCACCGUUUCGUUAGUAUUUUACAGCGAUCCUUACGUGUAAACUAUGACGUUAUCCUAUUAUGUUGCCCACGAUCCUCCGUGUCGGUUGUGAUCCUUUCAUGUACUUGUAUAUUUGUCGAUAUUUAUUCAAUUCGAUAACAAAGUAAUAUCGAAAAACGUUCAUUCUUUUGGCACUGUUUGUAUUUCGCUAGUUUUCGCCUCGUCAGAUACUUCAAUUAGUUUCAAAUUUGCUGAUGUAUAUAUUCUGACUAAGCAAAUAUAAAAUUGCAAGCAUAGCUACAACUUAUGAAUGUAUAAAUAACUUUGAAACGCUCGCCAACGCAACACAAUAUGUAGUUUGUGCAAACAGAAAAUUCGAUAAAUGUGAAUAUUAUUUCUUAUCUGUGUGAUAUUUCCUCAAAACAUUCGGUAUGUAGACGCGAAGUCGUUGUAAUUAUCAACUACGACAAAACAUUUUGUUGUGUUGGCGUAUUUUUGGUGCGAGGAGGGGGAAAACCCUUUCAUGACUUGCCAUUUAUAUAUAAUGAACAAUUGAGGAAAACAUCGAAGUUCGAAUUAACGAUUUGUGAGUCUUGUGUCAUUUUGGAGAAAUAUACGACUCAUUUGAUCCAAUCUUCUUACGAGUGGCCCUUCUUGCAUAUUUGAAAUUUGUGCCAUUCUGUAAUUCUCAAUAAACAGUUUACUAAACAGCUACGAAUCCUGUUGGUCAGUCAACGUCGAUGGCAGGCGUCAUGUUCAACGUUAAAUUUGACGAGAACAUGAAGAGGAUAUUGAAAGAUGAUGAAUACCGGAAUUUAGAGAAGGUAUUUCCAUCGAACGGCGAAGUUGCAAGCUUGGAGCACGAGGAAACGGCAAAAAUAGUGAAAAUCAACCUUAAACAGGAAUAUCUGAAGAUCCAACGGAAAAAAGUGGAAGGUUCUCAGCAGCGAAUCCAAGACGCGAUGGUCUACUUUACCGUGCGCUCCGAAUUGGUCAUUUUGAACGUGCAGACAUAUGUUCAACGCUUUUCUGAUUGGAUUGAUGACAUAAUGUUUAACAAACCCGAUAAUGGAUGGUUUGAGCUUUACACGAAAAUGACGAAACAGGAGAGGUUAGAAAACACGUACAUGGCUGACUUGGACAGCGUUUACACGACUCUGGAAGGAAGCAACGUUUACAGUCUUUACAAACACAAAGGAAACAGUGCAAGGAAUAUUUACGUGUUCUUUGUGCAAGUUGAGCUGAUCGACAAAACCGUUGAAACAUUUGCUUGGCCUUUCCUCUUGAAAACAAAACCGGCUGCUAGGAAAACGUGAUUGUCGCCACCUAUACAUGCGACAGUUUCCUGAGCAAAUGUGGAAAGUUUAUAUCUGGCUUACGCUGCCAAAUUACAGCACCACGCAUUGGAUUUAUACGAAUUAUUGAUGCUAGGGAUAGUGGUAAAUUUAAACGGCGUUAAACUCUAAACAUAGCAAAAUAAUGAAAACUAAGCUUUGUCUACAUUCGGCACAAGUAUCGACCAAGCCAUAAAUCAUAGUUUACAAAUGCUUAUCCGCUUAUAAGCUUAUUUAAUGGACAGUAAAUAACUUCUUUCAA
Molecule: messenger RNA, 3719 nt
Organism: Xenia sp. Carnegie-2017
Lineage: Eukaryota; Metazoa; Cnidaria; Anthozoa; Malacalcyonacea; Xeniidae
Source: RefSeq, a predicted model, not a curated record